This is a messenger RNA of Paramecium tetraurelia, 1068 nucleotides long. RefSeq lists its product as uncharacterized. Lineage: Eukaryota; Ciliophora; Oligohymenophorea; Peniculida; Parameciidae. The transcript has 2 exons. The record is from RefSeq and is a predicted model, not a curated record.
AUGGCUUCUCAGAAGAAAGAAAAUAGAUUAUUCAAUUUAACUCCUAAUAAGUCAUAGCAACUUCAGCAAUCCACAUUCUUUUAGAAAGGUUUUGUUAGUUCUAAUAAUUUUCCAUAAAAAAUUGCUCCCAAUUAUCAAUUCACUUAUGAAAGCAUGCCUAAAGUGAAUUGCCAUUAUCAUGUUGAUCAGUACAUAACUAUGUUUUGCAGAUGCCAAACUUGCUAAAUGCCCCUAUGUCCACAAUGCGUUAAAAUCCAUUCUCAAGAACAUCAAGCAUACAAUACAUAUGGAGAUUUCGACACUCUUGAGAAUUGUCUGACAGAGGUGUAUCAAUCUGUGGCUUCAAAUUGCAAUAGAUUUGUGGAUGAAAUGGGAUAGUUGAAUAAAGUAACAGCAUUAAACGAAGGGAUCAAUUACUACAUGGACAAAGUCAAACAAGCGAGACAACAAUGCUAUCAAGUCAUUGAUAACUUCUUCAAUACCUUGGAAGCAGAACUGGCCUAAGAAAUAGAGGGAAAUAGAGGAUUUAUGACUAAUCAGUCUUAAAAUUUUAGUAAAUACUUGCAACAAAGAUGGAAGACAUUGAUGAGUCUAUUGGAAAAACUCAACACAGAAAGAUGUGUGAAGACUCUUGUUAAAUAUUACACAUCUAAUCUCCCUUAAGAAAAUGAGGAGUACUAUCAUGAAUCGAAUUAAUUUAUGAAGUAGUUCAAUAAAUGCGUUCCUGAAAUCAUAUUAGAUUAAAGUGCAUUAUAUGAGUUAAACAUUGAUUUGGCAAAGUUUGUCUCUUUGAAAAAAGUGCCAGUUAUGAAAUAAAUAUCUAGAGGUUAUCCUCAAUAUCCUCCCAAUGAACCAAUAUAACCAAUGUAUAAUUAAUUCAUACAGCCAUAACAAAAUCAGACUUUGAUGCCCUUAACUAAUACUGAGCCACCCAUAGAACCUCCAAAAUAGUAUCCAGUGAAAUAAGGAUCAUUUAAAUAGGAACAAAGCCGUCCCAUUUAGCAGGAGAAUACGUAAAUUCAUCCGUAUUUGUUAACUCCUCCGAAAACAAGUAACUUUUAUUAAUGA